Messenger RNA from Lodderomyces parapsilosis, 1656 nucleotides. It is a transcript of the gene MLS1, whose product is annotated as malate synthase. The transcript has a single exon. Bases 1 to 1656 code for a protein of 551 amino acids. Gene Ontology annotation, biological process: glyoxylate cycle. The record is from RefSeq and is a predicted model, not a curated record. NCBI's taxonomy places the organism in Eukaryota, Fungi, Ascomycota, Pichiomycetes, Serinales, Debaryomycetaceae. Gene Ontology annotation, cellular component: cytoplasm; peroxisomal matrix. Gene Ontology annotation, molecular function: malate synthase activity.
AUGUCAGGUCCAUUCCCAACUGUUGCUGAAAAAAUUAAAGGUGUCCAAGUUCUUGGCCCAAUUCCAGACAAUGCUAAACACAUUUUUUCACAAGAAGCUUUAGCUUUUGUUGCUACUUUACACCGUGGUUUUGAAAAGACUAGACAACAAUUGUUAAACAAUAGAAAAGAAGAACAAAAGAGAAGAGACCAAGGUUACUUGCCAAACUUUUUGCCAGAAACUGAACAUAUUAGAAAUGACCCAACUUGGACUGGCCCACCAUUGGCUCCAGGUUUGAUUGACAGAAGAUGUGAAAUUACUGGUCCAACUGAUAGAAAGAUGGUUAUCAAUGCCUUGAACUCGAAUGUUGCUACUUAUAUGGCUGAUUUUGAAGAUUCAUUAACUCCAGCAUGGAGAAACUUGGUUGACGGUCAAGUUAACUUGUACGAUGGUGUUAGAAGAAACUUGAGUUAUGAAACAAAUGGUAAAAAAUAUGCCUUGAACUUGAAAGAAGGUAGACACAUUCCAACUUUGAUUGUUAGACCAAGAGGCUGGCAUUUAACUGAAAAGCAUGUCUUGGUUGAUGGUCAGCCAGUUUCUGGUGGUAUUUUUGAUUUUGCCAUCUACUUUUUCAACAAUGCCAAAGAAACUUUGGCUAGAGGGUUUGGUCCAUACUUUUACUUACCAAAGAUGGAACACCACUUGGAAGCUAAAUUGUGGAACGAUAUCUUCAACUAUUCACAAGAUUAUAUUGGUAUUCCAAGAGGUACCAUUAGAGGAUCCGUUUUGAUUGAAACUAUCCCUGCUGUAUUCCAAAUGGAUGAAAUUAUCUACCAAUUGAGAGAGCACUCUGCUGGUUUGAAUUGUGGUAGAUGGGAUUACAUUUUCUCUUACAUCAAGUGUUUGAGAAACUUCCCAGAGUUUAUCUUGCCAGAUAGAUCACAAGUCACCAUGGCCGCUCCAUUCAUGUCUUCAUACGUCAAGUUGUUGGUACACACCACCCACAAGAGAAAGGUACACGCCUUGGGUGGUAUGGCUGCUCAAAUUCCAAUCAAGGAUGAUGAAGAAAGAAACAGAAAGGCAUUAGAAAAUGUCACUAAAGACAAAUUGAGGGAAGUCUCUUUGGGUUGUGACUCUUGUUGGGUUGCUCACCCAGCUUUGGUUCCAGUUGUUUUGAAAGUUUUCAAUGAACACAUGAAGGGUCCAAACCAAAUUGACUUGCCACCAAAGGAACCAUUCAAGCCAGUAACACAAAGAGACUUGUUGAGUCCAUUUGUUCCAGGAGGUGUCAUUACUGAAGGUGGUAUCAGAGCAAACAUCAUUAUUGGUAUUUCAUACAUUGAAGCUUGGUUGAGAAACGUUGGUUGCGUUCCAAUUAACUACUUGAUGGAAGACGCAGCCACUGCUGAAGUCUCAAGAACUCAAAUUUGGCAAUGGGUCACUCAUGGUGCCAAGACCAACACUGGCAAGGUUAUUACCAAGGAUUAUGUCAAACAAUUAUUAGAUGAAGAAUACGCCAAAUUGACCAAGAAUGCUAAACCAGGCAACAAGUUCAAGCAAGCAUUUGCUUACUUUGCUCCAGAAGCUCUUGGUGAAAGAUACUCUGAUUUCGUCACAACUUUGAUUUACGAUGAUAUCACUACCGUUGGUAGAGCUAUUCCAGGUGAGAAAUUAUAA